GUGUGUGUCCAUUGUGCCCUCCUGUCCUCUGUGUAUGCGUCUAUGUGUGUGUCAUCAUCUUUCUCAGGAUUCCCACCUACUGUUUCAGGAGAACUUCAGGCUCAGUCGUCCAUCCCUGUGUGGAGAGGAGUCGAGUUUUUCUUCUUCUUCAAGCUCGGCAGGUUCGACAGCAGGCCUCCACCUUCAGAAACACAGAGCAAAGCCAAACAUCCAUCAAGAUCAAAUAAUGAGGAGUGGAGUGGGCCUGUGUGUGCUGGGCCUGCUGUGCCUCCACAGCUCAGCCUUUGGGCAGGUGAGUCAGCUUGUCCAGGAGACAGUGGAGGUCCAGCCAGGCGUCCUGAUCUUCUGUGACGACCCAUCUGUAGAGAAGGCCGUCCACAGCGCCGUGCACAAGUUCAAUGAGAGGUUGAGCACCGGACACAAGCUGGCCCUCUUUCAGAUACAAACAGCCAGCAAGUCAGAGAAUGGCUCGGACUCUGUGUAUUCGCUGCAGUUCACCACCAGGAGGAGUGACUGUCCGGCUGGGAGCAACAAACUCUGGACAGACUGUGACUAUCUGGCUUAUGGACGCAAGAGGCCGAUUUCAUGCAACGCCACAGUCUACAUCACAGACACAGAAACAGACACCAAGCAGGUGGACUGUGUGCUGGAUGAUUACAUCGUUCCAGAGAAAGCUCCCUGUUUGGGCUGCCCUGAGGACAUUGAUGAGGAUUCAGAGGACCUUAAAGUUCCUCUUUCUGUCUCCAUCUCCAAGUAUAACUCCAUCUCUGACUCCACUCACCUGUUCACCCUGCACAGUGUUGGCCCCGCCACCAGACAGGUGGUCGCAGGUUUCAGGUUCAAGCUGAGAUUUGAUAUGAGGAAAAGCAUCUGCGCCAAGGCCGAACACAAAGACCUGAACGAACUGUGUGUGCCUGAUGAAGAGAAUGUGGAGUUUGCAAACUGUAACUCUACAGUGGACAUAGCUCCAUGGAGACUUGAACCCCCAGAGGCCCAGAUAGAGUGUGAACCUGGUGCACUGCCUCCCAUGUUGUUCACCAGGCGCCGUCCCCCCGGCUGGUCUCCACUCAGGAACCUUCUGUUUGACCGUCCCCCCUCCAAGUCACCACCAACCUCACAGGCCACCCCCUCCAAAGCUUCAGCCAAAGAAGAAUCAUCUGAGGAGGACACCACGGCCUCCAAACCGUCCGGCAUCCCCGAUGUGGCCUCGGUCCCUGGAGCUGCAGAAGCUGUGAAUGACACCCCCUUCCACUGCCCGUCCAAGCCCUGGAAGCCCUUCCGUUCAGUCCACCCUGCUGCGCCUGAACCUCCUACUCAGGCCACCACAGAGGUGGGCCCCUCACAGCAGUCAGCAGACAAUGCCUUCAGUGACACAGACCUGUUGGGUUAAAUUUGUCCACAUUUAUAUUCAAAAUAAUUUUCACACUCUUCCAACAGAUUUUGUGUUUGUUGUGCAGACUGGUUACUUUUUUUUUUUUUUUUUGAAAAGAACCUUUUCAGGAGUGUCUUCAGAUUUAAAACUAUGAAAGGAAGAGGGUUAAUAAAACAAACAUUUUUGAAGAAGAAAAAAAGAGAAAGUAACCCAUUUCUGGGGCCUGUAACUCCUCAGAAAGCACUGGAAAAAUAAGGACUGAAAUGAUGACAGAGCUUCACACUGUUGCUAGUUAAGUGAGGAAUAAAACAGGUGUCACCUUAAUAACAGUUUCCUCUAAGUAAAUCAAAGGAAUGAGUGUUUAAGUGCCCUCUGAGAUGUGAGAAAAGUGAAAUAAAACUUUGCUCUUUA
Molecule: messenger RNA, 1783 nt
Organism: Toxotes jaculatrix (banded archerfish)
Lineage: Eukaryota; Metazoa; Chordata; Actinopteri; Toxotidae
Gene: kng1
Product: kininogen 1
Exons: 9
Coding region: 35-1390 (451 amino acids)
Biological process (GO): negative regulation of blood coagulation; negative regulation of endopeptidase activity; positive regulation of cytosolic calcium ion concentration
Cellular component (GO): blood microparticle; extracellular region
Molecular function (GO): cysteine-type endopeptidase inhibitor activity
Source: RefSeq, a predicted model, not a curated record